AUGCUCCGCCACCGCCCCCCGGCUUCCGGUGCUGCGCAGUUUCCGGAGCGGAUCGCAACCCGGAGUCAGGAUCCGACCCUGCUCUGCACAUUCCACAGGCAGGUGUCAGAGAUGGCGGAGGAUGGGAGUGAGGAGAUCAUGUUCAUUUGGUGUGAAGAUUGUAGCCAAUACCACGACUCCGAGUGUCCUGAGUUAGGCCCAGUGGUCAUGGUCAAGGACUCCUUUGUCUUAAGCCGAGCAAGGUCAUCUCUUCCUUCCAACUUGGAGAUCAGACGGCUGGAAGAUGGAACUGAGGGAGUGUUUGCCGUAACGCAGCUCGUCAAGCGAACCCAGUUUGGUCCAUUUGAGUCUCGGAGGGUUGCCAAGUGGGAGAAAGAAUCCGCAUUUCCACUGAAGGUGUUCCAGAAGGAUGGGCACCCUGUCUGCUUUGACACCUCCAAUGAGGACGACUGCAACUGGAUGAUGCUGGUGCGGCCAGCAGUGGAGCAUGAGCACCAGAACCUGACGGCCUACCAGCAGGACAGUGAUGUGUACUUCACCACCUCACGGGACAUCCCGCCCGGCACUGAGCUGCGUGUCUGGUACGCCGCUUUCUAUGCCAAGAAGAUGGACAAGCCCAUGCUGAAGCAGGCCUGCACUGGCACGCAUGCUGCAGGCACCCCGGAGAGCAGUGCCCCCGUGGAAGCAGAGCCCAGCCAGUGGGCAUGUAAAGUGUGUUCCGCCACAUUCCCGGAGCUGCAGCUCCUCAAUGAGCACCUGUUAACUCACUUGGAACAAGCCAAAGGUGUUCCCCCUGCAAGCCAGAGCGAAGCAACUCCCGAGAAGGAGCCAGAGGUGCCCCAAGGGGAGCCACCCGUAGGUCCACAGAAUGUCAGCACCACCAAAGAACAGAAGAAAAAGCCUCGAAGGGGAAGAAAGCCCAAAGCAUCAAGAACCGAGCAGCCUCUGGUCAUUGUGGAAGACAAGGACCCUGCAGAGCACGUGGCAGAGAUUGUCACCGAGGUCCCCCCAGAUGAGCCUGUGAAUGCAGCCCCAGAUGAGCGCAUCAUGGAGCUGGUUCUGGGGAAGCUGGCCACCAGCACCAGUGACAGUGGCUCUGUUCCAAAGUUCACGCAUCACCCACAUAGCACCAUCACCCUCAAGAGGAGCUUGAUUCUCUCGAGCAGGCAUGGCAUCCGGCGGAAGCUCAUCAAGCAGCUGGGUGAGCACAAGCGGGUCUACCAGUGCAACAUCUGCAGCAAGAUCUUCCAGAACAGCAGUAACCUGAGCAGGCACGUGCGCUCGCAUGGUGACAAGCUGUUUAAAUGUGAGGAAUGUGCAAAAUUGUUCAGCCGCAAGGAGAGUCUAAAGCAACAUGUUUCUUACAAGCACAGCAGGAAUGAGGUGGACAGUGAGUACAGAUACCGGUGUGGGACUUGUGAGAAGGCCUUCCGCAUCGAGAGUGCGCUGGAAUUCCACAACUGCAGGACAGGAAUCAUAGCCAACUUGGGUGGCUGUUCUGAUGGCAGUCAGCUUAGAGACCUACCCUAUGACAAGACAUUCCAAUGUGAGAUGUGUUUUAGAUUCUUCUCCACCAACAGUAACCUUUCUAAACACAAGAAGAAGCAUGGGGACAAGAAGUUUGCCUGUGAAGUCUGCAACAAAAUGUUCUACCGCAAGGAUGUCAUGCUUGACCACCAGAGGCGGCAUCUGGAAGGAGUGAGGCGGGUGAAGAGGGAAGACCUGGAGGCCAGCAGUGAGAACCUGGUCCGGUACAAGAAGGAACCUUCUGGAUGUCCAGUCUGUGGCAAGGUGUUUUCCUGUCGAAGCAACAUGAACAAGCACCUGCUGACUCACGGCGACAAGAAGUACACCUGCGAGAUCUGCGGGCGCAAGUUCUUCCGGGUAGACGUGCUCAGGGACCACAUCCACGUCCACUUCAAGGAUAUUGCCCUCAUGGACGACCACCAAAGGGAAGAGUUUAUCGGCAAGAUUGGGAUCUCAUCUGAAGAAAAUGACGACAAUUCUGAUGAGAGUGCUGACUCAGAGCCUCACAAGUAUAGCUGCAAAAGGUGCCAGCUCACCUUUGGCCGGGGAAAGGAGUACCUGAAGCACAUCAUGGAGGUGCACAAGGAGAAAGGCUACAGCUGCAGCAUCUGCAACCGCCGCUUUGCCCUCAAAGCCACCUACCACGCCCACAUGGUCAUCCACCGAGAGAACCUGCCGGACCCCAACGUGCAGAAGUACAUCCACCCUUGUGAGAUCUGCGGGCGCAUCUUCAACAGCAUCGGGAACCUGGAGCGGCACAAGCUCAUCCACACAGGUGUGAAGAGCCAUGCCUGUGAGCAGUGUGGGAAAUCCUUUGCCAGGAAGGACAUGCUCAAAGAGCACAUGCGUGUACAUGACAACAUCCGCGAGUACCUGUGCGCCGAGUGCGGGAAAGGCAUGAAGACGAAGCAUGCGCUGCGCCACCACAUGAAGCUGCACAAGGGCAUCAAGGAGUAUGAGUGCAAGGAGUGCCACCGCAAAUUCGCACAGAAGGUCAACAUGCUGAAGCACUACAAGCGGCACACGGGGAUUAAAGAUUUCAUGUGUGAAUUAUGUGGAAAGACUUUCAGUGAGAGAAACACUAUGGAGACCCACAAGCUCAUCCAUACAGUGGGCAAGCAAUGGACGUGCUCAGUGUGUGACAAGAAGUAUGUCACUGAGUACAUGCUGCAGAAGCAUGUGCAGCUCACACAUGACAAAGUAGAGGCACAGAGCUGCCAGCUGUGCGGAACCAAGGUGUCCACCAGGGCCUCCAUGAGCAGGCACAUGCGGCGAAAGCACCCUGAGGUCCUUGCUGUGAGGAUCGACGAUCUGGACCACCUCCCAGAGACUUCCACCAUUGAUGCCUCCUCCAUUGGCAUCGUUCAGCCUGAACUGAGUCUGGAGCAGGAGGAGUUGGCUGAAGGGAAGCACGUGAAAGCUGCAAAGCGAGCACACAAGAGGAAGCAGAAACCAGACGAGGAAGCAGGGGCCCCAGUGCCUGAGAGCACCACCUUCAGCGAGUAUCCAGAGAAAGAGACUGAGUUCGCCGGCAGCAGCGUGGGAGAUGAAACCAACUCAGCGGUACAGAGCAUUCAGCAGGUGGUGGUGACGCUGGGUGACCCAAAUGUCACCACUCCAUCGAGUUCAGUCGGCUUAACCAACAUCACCGUGACCCCCAUUACCACUGCAGCUGGGACUCAGUUUACCAACCUCCAGCCGGUGGCCGUUGGUCACCUCACCACCCCAGAACGCCAGUUGCAGCUGGACAACUCGAUCUUGACCGUGACCUUUGACACCGUCAGUGGCUCUGCCAUGUUGCACAACCGCCAGAACGAUAUCCAGAUCCACCCGCAGCCGGAAGCCUCGAACCCACAAUCCGUGGCCCACUUCAUCAACCUGACCACCCUGGUCAACUCCAUCACGCCCCUGGGCAACCAGCUCAGUGAGCAGCACCCGCUGGCAUGGCGGGCGGUGCCUCAGACAGACGUCCUACAGCCCCCACAGCCACAGCCUCCUCAGCAGCAGGCAUCACAGCCCCAAGUGCAGACCGAGCAACAGCAGCAGAUGUACAGCUAUUGAGUCUUCCUGAAGAGAACUCAAGAACAGAAAGAUGAGGAGUUUUCUGGUGGAUUUUUGAGAUUUGUGUGCUGGAUACCAAACAAAGAAAAAUAAUCAUACAUUGCAAUGUAAGUAAAGGUUGACUUAGCUUUUGCAGAAUUAUCUCCAACCCCCCCCCAACAACCAUUAC
This is a messenger RNA of Orycteropus afer afer, 3757 nucleotides long. RefSeq names its product PR/SET domain 15 (gene PRDM15). NCBI's taxonomy places the organism in Eukaryota, Metazoa, Chordata, Mammalia, Tubulidentata, Orycteropodidae. Gene Ontology annotation, cellular component: cytoplasm; nucleus. Gene Ontology annotation, biological process: cell fate commitment; regulation of transcription by RNA polymerase II. The record is from RefSeq and is a predicted model, not a curated record. Gene Ontology annotation, molecular function: RNA polymerase II cis-regulatory region sequence-specific DNA binding; histone deacetylase binding; DNA-binding transcription factor activity.